This is a messenger RNA of Maniola jurtina (meadow brown), 2452 nucleotides long. Its product is annotated as platelet endothelial aggregation receptor 1-like. The record is from RefSeq and is a predicted model, not a curated record. The transcript is spliced from 6 exons. NCBI's taxonomy places the organism in Eukaryota, Metazoa, Arthropoda, Insecta, Lepidoptera, Nymphalidae. Bases 91 to 2256 code for a protein of 721 amino acids.
UUGUGUGAAUAAUUUCUCAUUUUGUCAUUGUUCCGAGAGCGAUACUGGUGCGAAAAUAAAAUUAAUACGCUUAAAUAAUGGUUAUACAACAUGUUUCCGCCAAACUUAAUGUUUAGAGCCAGUGCGUUUGUGCUGAUUGCUGUGCUAUCUUGUGCGGAUUGUCAAAUAUGUAGUAGAAGAGUUCAUUUAUUACGCUGGGUGCGGGAGACUUACAUGCAAACUUAUCGGGAAUCUUAUAACGGUCAUUGCUUUUUCCGUUGCACCAAAUAUCGUACGCGUUCGUACCAAGCUGUAAGGACGGUGCCGAGAAACGUCGUGGAGUUUAGAGAUGAGUGUUGUCUUGGUUAUUAUCAAGCGGAAAGCCCUUCUAACCAGAUUAAAUGUGAACCGAUCUGCAGACCCUCAUGUCAAAACGGCUAUUGCAAAGCCCCUGGCCAAUGUGCUUGCUACGAAAGAUAUCAGCUCGCAAACUACAUGUGCUAUCCUAUGUGCGAUAAAAGUUGUGGGCACGGAAAAUGUGUGGAGCCGAAUAAAUGCCAAUGUGAUUUUGGAUACCAUUUGCAAAAUGACACUUGCGAACCGCGUUGUACUGAGCCUUGUGUCAACGCGACGUGUAUCGCUCCAGAUACAUGCGAAUGCCUUGUUGGAUACAGAAAAAAUGAGAACAACCUUUGUCUGCCAUACUGUUCCAGCGGAUGCCCUCAUGGAACUUGCGUGAGUCCAGAUAACUGCAGCUGUGAUGAUGGUUGGUAUAAAAAGGAAAAUGCUUGUCUACCACGUUGCGACACUGAGUGUGGAGGCGGUAGUUGUAUAGCUUCUAAUGUUUGCGAAUGCUUCCUUGGCUAUGAGAAGACGGAAAAUGGAACAUGUACACCUUAUUGUUCAAGUGGAUGUUUCCAUGGAACUUGUGUCAGCCCAGAAAAUUGCACUUGUAACAAUGGGUACCGAAAAAAUUCAGAGGAUGAGGUUUGCUCACCUGUUUGUGAUUUUGAUUGUGGUGUAGGUGGUACAUGUAGCGGUCCAAAUGUUUGCGAUUGUCACUUUGGAUACGAAAAAUCAGAAAACGGAUCCUGUAUUCCUCUCUGCCAUAGCGGAUGUGUUCAUGGAACUUGUUUCACCCCGCAUAUCUGUACUUGCGACAAUGGAUGGGAAAAAAAUGUAGAAAAUGAUACCUGUGAACCAGUUUGUGUUGUCGCUUGUGGUGAAGGUGGUACAUGCGCUGGUCCAAAUGUUUGUCAAUGCCACAGUGGUUAUAAACCACAUAUUAAUGGGUCCUGUAUACCUCAUUGCUCUAAUGAAUGUCUCCAUGGUACUUGUGUUGGACCCGAAAAUUGCUCCUGUGAUAUUGGAUGGCAUAAAAAAAUCGACGAUGGUGCAUGUUACCCUGUUUGUGAUCCUAGUUGUGGCGAAGGCGGUACUUGUAUAAGUCCAAAUGUUUGCCAAUGCAACUCUUCUUAUGAAAUAACAGUGAAUGGGACAUGUGCACCUCAUUGUUCUAAAGGUUGUCCGAACGGCAUUUGUGUACAACCAGAAUUGUGCCAAUGUUUGGAAGGCUGGAGCAAGAAUGAAUUGGGGGAUUGUGAACCUAACUGUGACAAACCUUGUGGUAAUGGUACGUGUAUAUCACCAAAUAUAUGUCAAUGUUUCAACGGUUAUAAGUUAGAUGAAGAUAACUUAUUUGAUUUUUUCAAUGAAUCGCUGUGCAUUCCUGAAUGUAAGGGAUGUAAUGGAACAUGUUUAGCGCCAGAUGUAUGCAGUUGCGGUGAACCAUUUGAAGCAAAGUAUGUUUCAAUCAAUGGCGGAGAUUGUAAUUGCGACACGAACUGUUCUGAAGACAGUAUUGAAUGUGACCAUAUUGUUUGUGUUCCAAAUGUAAAUGAUUGGCAAACAACCACUGAUGUGACAGAUGAUAAUCUCUCAAAUGCACCAUACCGUCCUAGCAUUCCUUACGGUGAUAAUGACGCAGUAACUGAUGGACCAGUCGAUAGUAAAGCUGUUACUGAAGAGUUAGAUGUAGAUGACAGCAUUACUAAAUCUAUCAACAGUACUGAAAUGAAUGAAAGCAGUUCUUUAGUAAAUUCUACGAAAAGUUAUUGGUCCCAAUACUGGAUAUACAUCGUUGUUUCUGUUAUAGUUUUAACAACAAUUUUAGGCCUAGUUUUAUUUUUGAAACGGAGAGCACUUUCGCAUUACUUUAACGGAGGCGCUUACCCUGUUGAAGAGGAAAAAGCAAUCGAUUUGUCGACAUCUUUUUAAUGAACCAAGAUCUGGAAUUCUGCCGUGAAAUCUCAAUUUAGAGCACCGUUAGUUAUACCUGUCACAAUGAAUACUUUUAGGGAGGUAAAGGAUCCUAGCUGGCUGUGUUUCUAAGGUUGAGAUCUAAAAGCGUUCUUUAACUUUGCUCAGAUUUAAGGCACUGUUAAAACGAGCAUUAUAUCGCUAACAUAAAUCU